Molecule: messenger RNA, 587 nt
Organism: Phanerochaete carnosa HHB-10118-sp
Lineage: Eukaryota; Fungi; Basidiomycota; Agaricomycetes; Polyporales; Phanerochaetaceae
Exons: 1
Coding region: 11-328 (105 amino acids)
Source: RefSeq, a predicted model, not a curated record
UAGGUACACCAUGUCUCAGACCGCCAAAGGAACUGUCACGUCCCAGGGCCCGAACCGAUUCCUGGCCAGAUUUAAUAUGCCUAAUGGCCAAGUGCGCAGCUUCAACGCCUCCGUCAAUCCCCCGACUACCACCAUAGUCAUCAACACCGCGACGCUGACCUGGAGCGACGAGGACGACUUGGUCGGCGCGGACAGCUACACCGGCACGGUGGGGACUAACCUCGAUAUCGCCCUCGGCAAAGGGCCCAAGAUCACGGGGUCGCUCCAGCAGCCCGUCGAUCCCACUACGGCCAUCGUCGGCAAUGGCGACUGGGCCAUGACAAUGUAAGAGAACGUGAGUCUUUCCUUGCCAGUUCUCUAGGUGCGCAGACGAGAGGCUAAUAUCACUUAGUGAUGUGUCAUCGGCAGGACAGCGCCCCGAGCGCGUUGCUGGCGCCAUGAGAUAGGCAAGAUGGUGUGUGGUAUUAGCAUCGUGAUCAAGUUUCCUGAGUCCGUUGUAGUUUUACUCUGUAUCGACCACGGAAAUUCAGUCGUACGAAUGAUGUGUAUCAUGUGUUAUUGGUGACUCUUCGCCCAACGGUCCGACG